UUUCGUGUGCUUCUUUCAGCAUGAUAGUGGGAUCGUACUGUCACAAAAUUGUCUUAGAGAGGGAAUGCAUGUCAUGUACCCGGAGUCGGCGUCGCAAUACCACAGCAGUCAGCCCCAGUGCCCGCAGCCAGAGUACCAGCCGGCAGCAUCGCCGGCCUUUCAGCAGCCAGCUAAGAAGCGCCGCUUACUGAGCCCCACACAAACGCAACACCAUAACGGAAUACCACACGCACAGCUUGACAACAGCGGCUACAAGGGUAAUGAAGACUCUUCAACGUGUAUUUUGAAAAGAAACUGGGAAUUUUAUGAGAGAGAACAAGUGGUGGUCAGGCGUCGGGCCGGGCUGCUGCACCGCGCCCGCCGUGCCGAGUCGCGCGUGCGAUGCGGAGCGGUCCCCGCCGCCCGCGCCGCCUCCCGCUCCGCCUGUGCUUUGCGCCAGACCCUGCUGUCGCGACGCCACAGUCGCAGAUAGCAUUGAACCUCGUCGCGUCGUCGUUGAACAAGUCGGCAGCGGCGGCGGCGCGGGCGCGAGCGGCGCGCGGCACAAGACGGCUCCCCAGGCCGCAACGACGACGGCACACAGCAAGCAGCUGGCGGCGGGCGGGGCCAACCACCCGCCCCAGCCGCAAGGUAACCAUAAACAUCCACAAGGAAACAAAAAAUAUGAUAAUUCUAGAAGACCGACAGCUCGAACAAAACGCUCCGGCUGUGGUGGCGAUGGCGACUACCAGCUGGUGCAACAUGAGGUGCUCUACUCCUCGUCCAAUAGGUACGAGGUGUUGGAGUUCCUCGGCAGAGGUACGUUCGGGCAGGUGGUAAAGUGCUGGAAGAAAGGCACUAAUGAGAUAGUCGCCAUCAAGAUCCUCAAAAACCACCCUAGCUAUGCCCGCCAAGGACAGAUUGAGGUAUCUAUUUUGUCCCGGCUCUCGCAGGAGUCAGCGGAUGAAUUCAAUUUCGUCCGAGCGUAUGAAUGCUUCCAGCACCGCUCACACACAUGUCUUGUGUUUGAGAUGCUGGAGCAGAACUUGUAUGACUUUCUUAAGCAGAACAAGUUCUCGCCGCUGCCUCUCAAAUACAUCAGGCCUAUACUCCAGCAAGUCCUCACGGCGUUACUUAAACUUAAACAACUGGGUCUAAUACACGCGGAUCUGAAGCCAGAAAACAUAAUGUUAGUUGAACCAGCGCGACAGCCAUACAGAGUCAAAGUCAUCGACUUUGGAAGCGCUUCACAUGUCAGCAAGGCUGUCUGUAAUACGUACUUGCAGAGCAGAUACUACAGAGCACCGGAGAUAAUCUUGGGGCUUGCGUUCUGCGAAGCUAUCGACAUGUGGUCGUUGGGCUGUGUUGUCGCGGAGUUGUUCCUGGGCUGGCCGCUGUACCCCGGCUCGUCGGAGUACGACCAGAUCCGGUACAUCUCACAAACGCAGGGUUUGCCAACUGAACACAUGCUCAAUAGCGCUAGCAAGACGGCGAAGUUCUUUUAUCGUGAUGUAGACAGUACAUACCCAUUCUGGCGUUUGAAGACCCCUGAGGAACAUGAGCUGGAGACAGGCAUUAAAAGCAAAGAAGCCAGGAAGUACAUCUUCAACUGCCUUGAUGACAUAGGCCAGGUUAAUGUACCGACGGACCUUGAAGGCGGCCAACUUUUAGCUGAGAAAGCAGACAGAAGGGAGUUUAUUGAUUUACUGAAGAGAAUGCUCACUAUGGACCAGGAAAGACGAAUAACUCCUGGUGAAGCAUUGAACCAUGCUUUCGUGACACUCGCCCAUCUCGUGGACUACGCGCACUGCAACAACGUCAAGGCGUCCGUUCAAAUGAUGGAGGUAUGUCGUCGUUCAGGCGGCGGCGUGGGCGGUGUGGGCGGCGUGGGCGGUGGUGGCGCGGAGUAUGUGUCGGGCGUCGUGGCCGGCGCCGCGCCGCCGCACCAUCUCGCGCUCACCAUCAACCAACAGAGGCUCAGGGCGGCGCCUUAUGACAACCUUUACCAGUUAUACCAGGGCGGUCGUGUAGCAGUGGGAGGUGCCCGCCAGUACGCGACGCGUGCUGCAGAACCAUUCCCUCAUCAAUUCGUCUCGUCCAUCCUCUGCCAGCCAGCAUACCAGUACGAGCUCCACCAGGUGCAGCAGCUCGCUGCGGCCGCUGCAGCCGCCGCCGCCGCGCACCAUCAGCACGGCGUGGCGGGCGUCGCAGGCGUGGCUGGCGUGGCCGGCGUGCCAGGCGUGGCCGGCGUGCCGGGCGUGGGAGACGUGAGCGGCGUGGCAGAAUGGCGCGCACCUCUCAUCGUGGAACCAGCGCCCAUGCCUGAACCUGAUGUAUGGGAUGCCUUCCAUCCACAUCAUCCGCAACAUCAUCACCCGCAUAAGAGAUCUACAAAGCAGCAGACGACGGUGCCGCACUACCAACCGCACCACCAAACGCAUCAAUACAGUAUGGCAAGCAGCGGCGGUAAGAAGGAGCCGACACAACUGUCGCCGGUGAAGAAGCGGGUGAAGGAAGGGACUCCGCCAUCUAGGCAUAGGCAUCAUCAUCACGACCACACUGUCCGCGGCGGCGCGUGGGAGGGCGGCGCGGGCGGCGCGGGCGCGGCGCACACGAUCACGAUCCGCGACACGCCGUCGCCCGCCGUCUCCGUCAUCACCAUCUCCGACUCCGACGACGACAACGACGCGCCGCGCCGCGCCAGGCACCCGCAGCCGCACAACAAUACUGGCGGCAACGGUGAGUGCUUAAGCGGUGCGGUGGCGGGUACAAGCUCGGGCUCCGGCGGCGUCAUAUGUAGCGCGCGCUCGCCCAAGGACGACAAACAUGUCAAGCAUGAACCGCACCAGAACUGUCACCAUCAUCAUCAGCAACCCCAGCCGCAACAGUCAUCAGCGGCGUCCCAGCCGGCGCCGGGUCCGCAGGGCGCGCCGCCGCCGGGCCCGGCGCGGGCGGGCGCCGCCGUGCCCGUGGCCACCCCGCAGAGCCAGAAGAAGCGGCUGCUGGCCCUGGCGCAGCAGGAGGCGCAGGCCAAGCGGGAACACGAACAUGUACACUCACAUCUACCUCCCAGCGGGUCAACAGUACGUCAAACGAACGACUAUCAAUGCAACCAGUAUGUGCCGGCGCAGCACAAUAAGAGAGAUAGUAGCGGCGGUUGUCGCGAGUACCUGACUAAUGGAGCUGGAGUAAGCGGAGUGAACGGCGUGGGUGGCGUGAGCGGCGUGAGUGGCGUGAGCGGCGUGAGUGUGAGCGUGAGCGGCCCCCCCGCGGCUCACAAGCACGCCGCGCCCCACGCCUGGCACCACCACCCACAUCCACACUACAAGACCGGUAGUGGUGGAGUAUUGUCCCCGGGCGGGGGAGUGUCCCCCGGAUAUUUGCCGCCACCUCUAUACGUACCUACAUACCACUAUCAUACUGGCGGCGUAGGCGGCGUGGGCGGCGUGGGCGCGCCCCCGCCGGCGCACCACGCGUCUGGCGGACGCCUGCCGACGUACCUGCAGCCGUACUCGCCGACGUACCUGGUCCCGCCGCAGCAGCACCUGUGGUACACGGACUGA
This is a messenger RNA of Spodoptera littoralis (African cotton leafworm), 3542 nucleotides long. The record is from the annotation of a GenBank genome assembly. NCBI's taxonomy places the organism in Eukaryota, Metazoa, Arthropoda, Insecta, Lepidoptera, Noctuidae.